AUGGCUGAAGAGAUCCAACCCCUCGUCGUCGACAAUGGAUCGGGUAUGUGCAAAGCUGGCUUCGCCGGUGACGACUCACCUCGAGCCGUCUUCCCCUCCAUCGUCGGUCGACCUCGCCAGCAAAGCAUCAUGGUCGGCAUGGGCAACAAGGACAGCUACGUCGGCGAUGAGGCCCAAUCCAAGAGAGGCAUCCUCUCCCUCAAAUACCCCAUCGAGCAUGGCAUCGUCACCAACUGGGAUGACAUGGAGAAGAUCUGGCAUCACACCUUCUACAAUGAACUCCGCGUUGCCCCAGAGGAACACCCAGUCCUACUGACUGAGGCCCCACUGAACCCCAAGGCCAACCGUGAGAAGAUGACCACCAUCAUGUUUGAGACCUUCAACUGCCCAGCCAUGUACGUUGCUAUUCAAGCCGUCCUGUCACUGUAUGCCUCUGGUCGCACCACCGGUAUUGUCCUGGACUCGGGUGAUGGCGUCAGCCACACUGUCCCCAUCUACGAGGGUUAUGCCCUACCCCACGCCAUCCUACGUCUUGAUCUGGCUGGUCGUGAUCUUACCGACUACCUCAUGAAGAUCCUCACAGAGCGUGGUUACAGUUUCACCACCACCGCCGAACGAGAAAUCGUCCGUGAUAUCAAGGAGAAGCUUUGUUACGUGGCACUCGACUUCGAGAACGAGAUGGCAACUGCGGCCUCAAGCUCUUCUCUCGAGAAGACCUACGAACUUCCCGAUGGUCAGGUGAUCACAGUGGGUAACGAGCGAUUCCGCUGUCCCGAGGCCCUCUUCCAACCCAGUUUCUUAGGUCAGGAGAGUGUGGGAAUUCAUGAGACCACCUACAACUCCAUCAUGAAGUGUGAUCUCGAUAUCAGGAAGGACCUGUACUCUAACAUUGUCCUGUCAGGCGGUUCAACCAUGUACCCGGGCAUUGCUGAUAGGAUGAACAAGGAGCUCACCUCGCUUGCCCCGUCAUCAAUGAAGAUUAAAAUCAUUGCUCCACCGGAGCGCAAGUACUCAGUUUGGAUCGGUGGUUCGAUUCUGGGCUCUCUGUCCACCUUCCAGCAGAUGUGGAUCACGAAGCAGGAGUAUGACGAAUCCGGUCCACAAAUCGUUCACCGCAAAUGCUUCUAA
Molecule: messenger RNA, 1128 nt
Organism: Spirometra erinaceieuropaei
Lineage: Eukaryota; Metazoa; Platyhelminthes; Cestoda; Diphyllobothriidea; Diphyllobothriidae
Source: the annotation of a GenBank genome assembly